CACAUUCCUCUGGUAGACAUUAACUUAUUAAAUCAACCCUGAUUGCAAAUAUAAACUUUGCCCCCAUCUCACCCGGCAACCAUAAGAGGCGGAUCUCAGUCUAUAAAGGGAAGUGAGAACUGUUCCUGGGUCUUGGGUUCCCAUAUCCUCCCUCUGUCAAGAUGUGGCACCUGAAACUCUCCGCAGUGCUCAUGAUCUGCCUGCUGUUGUGGGGCCAGGUAGAUGGCUCCCCAAUACCAGAACUGAGUUCAGCAAAGAGAAGGCCACGGAGAAUGACUCCAUUUUGGAGAGCAGUUUCCCUCAGGCCCAUUGGAGCCUCUUGUCGGGACGAUUCUGAAUGUAUCACGAGGCUAUGCAGAAAAAGACGCUGUUCCCUAAGUGUGGCCCAGGAAUGAUGUCCAUACCAGGGGAAAAGAAGACAGCAUUCACCUACAACAAUGCUCCAUUCUAUGGAAUACUGAUUAAUUGCAUUUUGGCUGGAGACACUUAAGUAAAGCAAUAUCGUGUUUUUAAUAUUUAAA
Equus quagga is the source of this 521-nucleotide messenger RNA. It is a transcript of the gene LEAP2, whose product is annotated as liver enriched antimicrobial peptide 2. The record is from RefSeq and is a predicted model, not a curated record. The transcript has 3 exons. The coding region runs from base 162 to 395 and encodes 77 amino acids. Gene Ontology annotation, biological process: antimicrobial humoral immune response mediated by antimicrobial peptide; defense response to bacterium. NCBI's taxonomy places the organism in Eukaryota, Metazoa, Chordata, Mammalia, Perissodactyla, Equidae.